Rodentolepis nana is the source of this 1020-nucleotide messenger RNA. NCBI's taxonomy places the organism in Eukaryota, Metazoa, Platyhelminthes, Cestoda, Cyclophyllidea, Hymenolepididae. The record is from the annotation of a GenBank genome assembly.
AUGCCCACCUUCUGGUGGAUUUACAUAAUCUACUCGAUUGGUGUGCUUCUCUGUACCUACACCUAUCAAUUCACCUUCUUCCCAUACUACUGGCAGAAUGGAACUGGUCUCAGCCCACAACUCUUGAAGGCUAUUGGCUUAGAGCAGUUUGAAAGUGCAGAACUCUUCGAUCGUUUGAUGAUGCCGGUGGCAUUUAUGGUGGUGAUCAUUCUCCAGAUGCACUACUUUCACGAACCAUUCCUCAAACUUUCCUCAUUGGAUCGAUAUCAAGAUCAAAAUGAGCAAACCAAUCAAUUUGCCCGUCACAGAGAGUCAUCUGUCUCUCGACCAAAUGAUGGUGACUCCUUUGAGACCCAGUCCAAUUUCAUUGAGGACUUCCAUUCGGUAUUUAAUAUUGUCGCUACCUCAAUCCAUCGGUUUAUGGCCACUUCACGAAAUGUGGCUUGGAGGUUUGCAGAGGUGCACUGGAUCAAAGUUGUCUGUCUUCUGGUCAUGUUUUCAGUUAUUAAAGAGGUGACAAUCACGAACAUCAUUCCAGUGAUCAUCGUUGUGGUCUGCUUUCCAUUUCCCUUCCUCCACGGUUUUCUGGUCACCUUCAUAUUCUGCUUCACUGGCCUUCAAAUCGUCAUGAAGAUGCUCUUCCAGUUGGACAUUGUUUCCGAUGUCGAUUAUGCCCAUGUUAUUGCUUCCGGUCUGCCGAAUAAUCCAAUGCAACCCAAGUCUAGCAUAACUUCACUACUUCCAAAUGGAACAGGGAAAUGGAUUGGUCUGGAUGUGGUCGAGGAUUUCCCCAAAUAUAUCACGACCAAUCGAGCGUUUAUUGUGGACUAUUGCAACUUAUUUCUCCGAUAUGCUGUUGUACGAGGAUGGGGUGGGGUGGGGUGGGGGGUGGAGAGGGAUGGUUCAGACAUCUUCUCGUCUACUUCCGGGGUCAGAGAAGUUAACAUGAUGCUCACAUCUCGGUAUCCUUGUCCAUUGGUUCUUCUUCGGUCACAGUCAUUGGUUCCACCUGUUCUGUAG